This is a messenger RNA of Eimeria mitis, 939 nucleotides long. RefSeq lists its product as uncharacterized. Lineage: Eukaryota; Apicomplexa; Conoidasida; Eucoccidiorida; Eimeriidae. The record is from RefSeq and is a predicted model, not a curated record.
AUGGACCGGCAGGCAGCUGCUGUCGAGACGACAGUCUCCGCGGUGCCGGAGGCGGGGGAGCCCAACAAGGUUUCGGGACUCGAGAAUAUAAAGGGGAAACCCAGUUCCUCGAAGAAGCGAAUCAAUGUGCGCUCUUUGACUUUGAUGGCUGCGGGAUUCGUAUUGCUGCUUGCAGUGGGCAAGAGUCUCGCUCCUUUUGUGAAAGGCGCUCCCCGUCCAGCCUUCCUUGUACGUGAUCAGCCACAGGAACAAAGGCCAGAGCGUGAUGACUGGGGGCUACCUUCACUUGAACACUUCGAACAGACUCUUCCUCCCAAGCUUAGCCAGAGCGUGAUGACUGGGGGCUACCUUCACUUGAACACUUCGAACAGACUCUUCCUCCCAAGCUUAGGCAGGGCAAAGAAGCACUUGCUGCUUGGGCCAACGAGCUCUGCUCUAGCGAAUGCGCGGCCUCUCAACUGGAGCAUGGUAGACACUCCAUUGCCUCAGAAGCUGCGGGUUACCAAAGUUUUGGAUUAUUAUCGCUGGAAUUUAAUGGUGAUUGCCGAAGAUGUCGAGACUAACCGGGAGUAUUCCGUUAAUAUACCCGUCAUUGACAGGGCGGAUUGUGAGGGCUACGACCUAGAAACGUUUCAGCGAUUAGUGCGGCAGACAGCUCGGGAGGAGGAGCAUGCAAUGCUGCAGGCAUGCGGAGAAGACCACCCCUAUGGAGACGUGAGAGGGCAGGAUUGGAUGGAUCAAGUAAAAAACAUAUCAGUGAAUAUUUUGGGAGAUGGGACACGUUCUGACGUUCUGAUGCCGAAACUGAAAGCUGCGAAAGUCCCGAAGAGGUGGGCAGAACUUAUUGUUCGUCUGCUGGAGCCCCAGAGGGGCUACAGGAUUGGUGCCUUCCAAGUCAUCAGGGAGUUUCCAGACCUCAUUGAAAAUAUUUCGAACUAA